This is a messenger RNA of Biomphalaria glabrata, 4199 nucleotides long. RefSeq lists its product as uncharacterized. NCBI's taxonomy places the organism in Eukaryota, Metazoa, Mollusca, Gastropoda, Planorbidae. The record is from RefSeq and is a predicted model, not a curated record. The transcript is spliced from 13 exons. The coding region runs from base 829 to 3018 and encodes 729 amino acids. Gene Ontology annotation, molecular function: protein binding.
CGAAAAUGUCACCUGUCAUUUUCUAAUUACGUUUAGUAACAAUUUAAAUCUAAGGAUAAAUGACAAUAAUAAAAAUCUAAGAAAAUGUAGUUUAAUAUAUAGGGCGAUGUAUAUUUUAUUCAUAUUUGUGCCAAGCAAUAUUCUUAUCGUAAAAAAUUAAUAUAUAAAAUAGACUAUAUAUGUCAUGUUACGGCAGUUGACAUCUGACUCUUCCAAUUGCAACUUCUCGUGUGACUUAAGAGGCCAAUCCUUGAAACACCGCUGCGGUGUAUAUAGAAUAUAAAAAACAUACAAAACUAUGAAAAAGGUUCCACACCUCAAAACCAGUUGUGUAAUUGUCACAGUCAUUGGAUGAUCUAAAGUUCACGUCAUGUUAAGAGUUUAAAAGACACGUGGAAUUCCUGAUGUAGAAAACAGGAAGUAGAAUGAAUAAAGUUGUCUUUGAGUUCAGUCAAGUCAAGUCAGUAAGGUCUUGCUCCCAGUCCAGAAGGGUUGGACAUUGCUUCCUGGACUGGUGUAUAUAUGUAUAUAACAUGAAAGUCGAUGGACUGGUGAUUGUUGAUUAGUUAUAUUUGAGAGUUGAUUUCAUUAUGUGCUUAUUGAAUAUUAAAGUAUUAUUCGUAUUUCAAUGGAUAUCUAGUUGAAGCUCCAGUGUCACUAGUAGUAAUUGUUCUUAUUGUUACCCGUUGAGAUGCGGACGUGAUUAGUAACUACCCGCUGUUAUGCGAAUAGAAUUGUUUAUUAUUUCUUGACUUGUAGCACUAACAAGGAGUGCAGUGUAUUAUUAUUAUUAUUGUAGUAAAAUAAACUUCAUGUUUGUCUGCUGAAAUGGACUUAGCCUGUCAAAUCUGUAAGCCUGGAAUGACGUACCACAGAGACACUCACACUUGUAUGGCUGUUAUCAACUUGCAUAAAACGCAUGAACAAGCUGACAAAUAUUGUGCUGACGUCUAUUCAGGAGGACACUUAGUUUAUAUAUUGGACUUUAAGACAAAUAACUUUAUUGCAAAUUCUUUGUUGCCUGAUACAGAUUGGUAUCACAUUGGAUUGACGGACGCAGACAAAAACGGUCAAUAUAAAUGGAAAAAUGGGCAGAUUGCUAACUAUACCAACUUUCAUGAGACCCAAAGACCAGCAUAUCUAAAAAGUUAUGUGUUUAUGAAUAAAAAUGUAUGGCUGGAGGAUUAUAAUAGAGAUUUAAAAUCAAUUUGCCAAACUGUUGCAGAAAGGGAUGAGUUUUUCUUUCUAAAUCGUUCAGACUUUGAUAGUAGCACAUCAGAAACCACGGCUCUAGUAAAGAAUAUUUGGAAGUGUGGAAAAGUUGGCAUGGAAAACCAUUAUUUAGAAUUAUUAUAUCGAAAUUCUGACGAGACACUAUCAACAGUACAUUAUGUUUUUGGUAAAGAACUGAGUCACGUGAUGUAUCCAAACUGUAACAGUUCCGGUGUCUACGUCUGCCGGAUUACAGGCGAACGCAGUGUAAACGCUAUUUCCCUAGAAGGCAUUCUCAAAGUACAGUGCAAAGCGACAUACUGCAAGGAAGAUGUUUCAAACACAAACCUUCGUUAUUCUGUGAACACUGGGAAAACUGAAGGGAAAUUCUGUGUUUUUGUAUAUGGCACGCCUACGUUACUAUUGGUAUACAAAGCAGCAGAAAGAGAAUGGGUAUCAGAGAAGAUCGACGAGUCGAAAUACAACAUCAACUUCUCGUACACGGACGAGAUGUCAGCGCGUGGAGAAAUCUACGUACGCUUCUACAACGUGACGUCAUCUGAUAAUGGAAGAUAUUUUAUUUAUGUACGGAAUUCACAAGGUUCGGCACAACUGUAUUUCAACAUCACAGGUCCACCACAGUGUCCUAAAAGUCUAAUAUCAGAAGUGCUGAGCCAGGACACAGUCAGACUUACCUGGUCGCCACUAACGGACAAAUUAUCUAAACAAAAAUUUGACAUUUUUAGAGCUAUCCCGACAGAAGACGUCGUGGUAGCCACAGUCUCUAAUCAGAAUGCAGAGUCGAUAUCUUACAAUGUCACUGGACUAUCAGCCAACAUAAACUACAGUUUUUAUUUACACGUGGAGAGUGACCAGAUCGUGACACAGUGUAGUCACUUGACCACUAGUAUAUUAAUAAAAGGAUUGUCUGCAGACUCCCAAGAUGGUCAAUUUUCUGAAAAUAGCAUCGUGUUCUACAUCGUACCCAUAGUAGCUGUUGUGGUUUUGCUGGUCAUCUGUGUGGUCAUCAUUGUAUUGGUCAGAAAAAGAAAACAAAAUGCGAAUAAUAAGACGACAUUUACUGACCAGAAAGACUUUAAAUACAAUUGUGGAUCAGAGACUAUCUCCGCCCAGCAGUCCAGUCAACGAAAUGACAACAGCAGUAAUAAAGCAUUUGACCCAGUGUGCUCAACUGAGGUUGCUGAAAAUAUUUACAACAAUGUUCUUGAAAACAAGGCUCAACAGAGCGCCAAAGUUUUAAAACCGGCACGAAAGUCUGGUUCAUCGGUCAAAUUAAAGAACAGAGUUUCCAUGGCAACUGGAGAAAAUCAAGCCGCUACACUGCCUCUUGGGAAAACGCUGGUCACGUGGGACGACGAGAAGGAAGAUGUGAAUGUUUAUGAGAAUACACGAACCAAUGUAUCAAAAGACGCCCAAGAACAUAAAGAUAAUGAAGAAGAUAAGGCCAGUCCUUUAAGCGCAGAAGAAAUCCCAAACCUAGAGCUAGAUGGAAAAGAAGCUAAACCCAAAGACGUUUCUCGAACAGUUAGUCCUGAAGGUUUGGUCUACGUCAGUGUAGAAAUCAACACAAGUAGCAAAACCCCCAGAAUUGUGGUGCAAAAACCCAAAGUUAAAGACAAGGUGGACAAGAAGCAGACACAGGAUAAAAAGCAGAAAGAGAUCGUGAAAGAAGUCAAACCAUCUUAUGAGGCUGUGGAGUACAGCAGUCUUGACUAUCUGGCUACAUCAGUGGCGGCAACUGAAGAAGGUGUGGGGAGUUUAGCAGACACUGAUGCUAAAGAAUAAACAGGCUUUAAGAAAUGAACAAUAUUUACUGUUUGUAUAUAGAAGUUCGUUCAGGAAAAUCUACGUUCUACUGUUAUUCGAUGUUUGACGAUGAAUAUUCUUAAUACAAUAUAAAAUAGUUGAAUAAAAUAUUUAAAAGUAAUUGUCAUUAGAUAGAGCUGAUAUCUGAGACUUGAUGCAGGUACAAGGUUUGACUGUUCUGAUAUGUGUUAAUAUAUGAAAUACAAUAUUACCUGACACCCAUUUCCUAUAAUAUAUGCAAAAAGAAAAUGUUUUAAAAAUAUUUUACAUGUUUCGUAUGUUUCAUCAGAGUUGAAGAUAAUAUACUUCCUAGUCCAAACCUCUCGCAGGACAAGGGGGAGGGGUAGCGGUCAGGAUACAAGCCCGGGACCAUCGAGCGAUAAACUUAUGCCCUCACAUUUUAUAAACCAUCAGCUGUAAUUUGAACAAUUAAGACUUUCGUUCCUGAACUAAUGUAAUUUGGUAGGUCAUUUAUGUAAAUAAGAAACAAUAGUGCGCCUAAGACUGUUACUUGAUCUACAUCUAGUACAUCUAGAGGCGGACUGGAUACGGUUAAUGUGUUUGACCUACUGCACUACGUGAGUCAGACAUAGGACACAUGUUAAAUUGCUCCUUGACCUUGAGAGACUAUUGUGUCAAUAGACAUGGGACAGUACUAGUACUACCAUAUAGACUAUCAUAUCAUAUUGCAAAAUCAUUCGAGAUUGAUCACGUGAUUUAAAAGCCUGUGGAGAAACAGAGCCACGGUGUGUUAGGUCGAGACCAAUCGUCAUAGAAAGCCUGAACACUGACCUGCAACGUCGAAACAUGUGGGCAGUGGAGACCAAUGACUCGUUGCCAGGUCAUAGGUCUGUACAACGGGGCAACAUGCUAUUUGUUCUAAAAUGCCCACUGAUUGCGACGUUGCUAGCUAGGGUUAAGGCCUUCUAUAGUGAAUAGCCUCGGUCAGGUAGUUUACAUAAGACAACGGUUUACUCCGGUACUGUAAGCCCACAGUGGUGUUGUCGAGUGAAGCAUUAAAAGUCCAGGAUGAGAGAGACAGUAGAGUUUGGUACGGAAGUACGCUGAUGUACAGUAAAGCAUUUGCAGCCAGUAAAUCAUGUUGCCUAUUGUGUAGUAUAUGCUGUUAUUUAUUUGUUAUUAAAGUACCACAUUAUUUU